CAUUUAUAAGUUGUUCGUUACUUGGACAACACUUCUAGUGAUUUUCAUUCUUUCGCGUUAGUUAAACUUAACAAGUUCAUGUGAUAAAGUGAAUUAAAUACUUUCAACGAAAUGCCACCGAAACCAAAGAAGGAAAAUUUGGAUGAUUUAAAGCAAGAACUUAAUGUGGACUUUCAUAAAAUUAAGAUUAAGGACUUGUAUAAAAGAUAUGAAACUCAUCCCGAAAAUGGUUUGACACAUGCGAAAGCAAAACAAAAUUUAGCUCGAGAUGGACCUAACGCCUUAACACCACCAAAGCAAACUCCCGAAUGGGUGAAAUUUUGUAAAAAUCUCUUCGGUGGUUUUGCACUUUUACUUUGGAUUGGAGCGAUUUUGUGUUUUGUUGCUUACGGUAUCCAAGCAAGUACAGUUGAAGAGCCAGCAGAUGAUAAUUUGUAUUUGGGUAUUGUCCUUUCUGCUGUCGUUAUUGUCACAGGAGUAUUUUCUUAUUAUCAGGAAUCGAGAAGUUCAAAAAUCAUGGAAUCAUUCAAGAACAUGGUGCCACAAUUUGCAACAGUGAUUCGUGAAGGUGAAAAGAUUACUUUACGAGCUGAAGAACUCGUGAUAGGCGAUAUUGUUGAAGUGAAGUUUGGUGAUCGCAUUCCGGCUGAUAUUAGAAUAAUCGAAUCUAGAAGUUUUAAGGUCGAUAACUCAUCGUUGACAGGCGAAUCAGAGCCACAAUCACGUGGACCUGACUUUUCAAAUGAAAAUCCACUCGAGACGAGGAAUUUAGCAUUCUUUUCAACUAAUGCAGUAGAAGGUACAGCUAAAGGUGUUGUUGUGUCAUGUGGUGAUCAUACAGUCAUGGGACGUAUUGCUGGUUUGGCUUCGGGAUUGACAUCUGGUGACACGCCAAUUGCCAAAGAAAUUCAACAUUUCAUUCAUAUCAUUACUGGCGUGGCAGUGUUUUUGGGAAUAACUUUCUUUAUAAUUGCAAUUUCACUCGAUUAUCAUUGGUUGGACGCUGUUAUCUUUCUUAUCGGAAUAAUUGUUGCCAAUGUGCCUGAAGGUUUAUUAGCUACAGUUACAGUUUGUUUGACUUUAACUGCAAAACGUAUGGCAUCAAAGAAUUGUUUAGUGAAGAACUUAGAAGCCGUCGAGACACUCGGAUCAACGUCAACAAUUUGUUCAGAUAAGACAGGAACUCUAACACAAAAUCGAAUGACUGUAGCGCAUAUGUGGUUUGAUAAUAACAUCAUUGAAACUGAUACAACAGAAGAUCAAUCUGGCUUUCAAUAUGAUCAUUCAAGUGUAAGUUUCAAAGCAUUGUCGCGUAUUGCGACUUUAUGUAAUCGUGCUGAGUUUAAAAGUGGACAAGAAAGAAUUUCAGUUAUGAAACGUGAAGUUAUGGGAGAUGCUUCUGAAGCUGCACUUUUAAAAUGUAUGGAAUUGGCACUCGGUGACGUGAUGAAAAUUCGAAGUCGUAAUAAGAAAGUCUGCGAAAUUCCAUUCAAUUCUACAAAUAAAUUUCAAGUUUCAAUUCAUGAAACUGAAGAAUUGAAAGAUCCUCGUUACUUGUUGGUAAUGAAAGGCGCACCAGAAAGAAUACUUGAACGUUGUAGUACAAUUAUAAUGCAAGGUGUAGAAAUUCCAUUGGAUGACGCAAUGAAAGAUGCAUUUAACGAUGCUUACCUUGAACUUGGUGGACUUGGUGAACGUGUCUUAGGAUUCUGUGACUUUAUGCUUCCAUCUGACAAAUUUCCAAUUGGAUAUGAAUUUAAUCCAGACGAUCCUAACUUCCCAUUAGAUAAACUUCGAUUUGUUGGUUUGAUUUCAAUGAUUGAUCCACCUCGUGCAGCUGUUCCUGAUGCUGUUGCCAAGUGUCGUUCAGCUGGUAUCAAAGUUAUUAUGGUUACUGGUGAUCAUCCUAUAACAGCAAAAGCAAUCGCAAAAUCUGUUGGAAUUAUUUCAGAAGGAAAUGAAACAAUUGAUGAUAUUGCACAAAGAUUAAAUAUUCCAGUAUCAGAAGUAAAUCCACGUAGAGCGAAAGCUGCUGUUGUUCAUGGAGGUGAAUUGAGAGAAUUAUCUCAAGAUCAACUUGAUGAGCUUCUGCGUAAUCAUAGGGAAAUUGUCUUUGCAAGAACUUCACCACAACAAAAGUUAAUUAUUGUUGAAGGAUGUCAACGAUUAGGAGCGAUUGUUGCUGUGACCGGUGAUGGUGUGAACGAUUCUCCAGCGCUAAAGAAAGCUGACAUUGGUGUUGCUAUGGGAAUUGCUGGUUCUGAUGUUUCUAAACAAGCAGCUGACAUGAUUCUCUUAGAUGAUAAUUUCUCUUCAAUCGUGACUGGCGUUGAAGAAGGCCGCUUGAUUUUCGAUAACUUAAAAAAAUCAAUCGCUUAUACACUCACAUCAAACAUUCCUGAGAUCUCACCGUUCUUGGCCUUCAUCAUCUGUGACAUUCCUUUGCCUUUGGGUACCGUCACGAUUUUGUGUAUCGAUCUUGGAACUGAUAUGGUUCCAGCCAUCUCAUUAGCUUAUGAAGCAGCAGAAUCUGACAUCAUGAAGAGACAACCAAGAAAUCCCUACAAUGAUAAAUUAGUGAAUGAAAGAUUGAUUUCAAUGGCCUAUGGACAAAUUGGAAUGAUUCAAGCAGCAGCAGGUUUUUUUGUUUACUUCGUCAUCAUGGCAGAGAAUGGAUUUUUACCGAAGAAAUUGUUUGGCAUUCGGAAGCAAUGGGACUCUAAAGCAAUCAACGAUUUAGAAGAUUCUUAUGGACAAGAAUGGACUUUUAAAGAUCGAAAGACGUUAGAGUACACAUGUCAUACAGCUUUCUUCAUAUCAAUUGUCAUUGUUCAAUGGGCUGAUCUUAUUAUUUGCAAAACUCGUCGCAAUUCUAUUUUUCAACAAGGAAUGAAAAAUUGGGCACUGAAUUUUGGUCUUAUUUUUGAAACUAUUUUAGCAGCUUUUCUGUCAUAUACUCCUGGAAUGGAUAAAGGUCUUCGAAUGUAUCCAUUAAAAUUUGUUUGGUGGCUUCCAGCAAUUCCUUUCAGUGCUUCAAUUUUCAUUUACGAUGAAUCUCGUCGAUUCAUUUUGAGAUGCAAUCCAGGCGGAUGGUUGGAGAGAGAAACGUACUAUUAAAAUGACGAAGAUAUUUAAUUUUAGAAGUUUGAAUACAAAAUUAGUCAUUGCGAUAUCAACAUGAAUAAAUUUAUAAGUUUGAAAAGAAUGAAGAUUGAUUUCUUGCUGUUUAAUUUCAUUAAAAAUUACUUGAUAACGUAGAUUGCAAUGCUUAAAUAUAAAACGUGUUUUCAAAUUGACUUUAUCAUGAAGAAAUUUAACAAAACUUAAUCUUGUUGAAUUCUGAUGAAUACAUAAUUCAAGACAUAACGAAUAGCAUAGCUACAAAAAUGUUAAAAUAUUUUUCAAUUAAUGCCUUAGAUAAUAAAAAGAUAGAAUAAUCAUCAUUUUU
Clunio marinus is the source of this 3448-nucleotide messenger RNA. The record is from the annotation of a GenBank genome assembly. NCBI's taxonomy places the organism in Eukaryota, Metazoa, Arthropoda, Insecta, Diptera, Chironomidae.